This is a messenger RNA of Ylistrum balloti, 10414 nucleotides long. RefSeq names its product ribosomal protein S6 kinase 2 alpha-like. The transcript is spliced from 21 exons. The record is from RefSeq and is a predicted model, not a curated record. The coding region runs from base 2 to 2200 and encodes 732 amino acids. Gene Ontology annotation, biological process: intracellular signal transduction; protein phosphorylation. Lineage: Eukaryota; Metazoa; Mollusca; Bivalvia; Pectinida; Pectinidae. Gene Ontology annotation, molecular function: ATP binding; ribosomal protein S6 kinase activity; magnesium ion binding.
AAUGCCACUGGCACAACUUGCAGAUCCAUGGAGGCGGAUGGAGAUGGUCCACGAAGCAGAGGCUGCCUCUACCGAAGACAUGCUUGUGGACGAGCAGAAUGACAAUGAAAUGGACAGAGAGAUUGAUGUUACCAAUCUUAUGAGGGAUGGAGAAAGAGUAUCAGCAUCUGACUUCGAACUUUUGAAAGUGCUGGGACAGGGGUCCUUUGGAAAGGUGUUUUUGGUGAGAAAGGUAACAGGAAGUGAUAGUGGUGGACUCUAUGCAAUGAAAGUGUUGAAGAAAGCAACACUUAAAGUUCGAGAUAGACAGCGGACAAAGAUGGAAAGGGACAUUCUAGCUGAUGUUAAUCACCCUUUUAUAGUAAAAUUGGAUUAUGCAUUCCAAACGGAGGGCAAACUCUACUUGAUACUGGAGUUCCUGCGAGGAGGUGACCUCUUCACACGUCUGUCCAAGGAGGUGAUGUUUACAGAGGAAGAUGUCAAAUUUUACCUGGCUGAAUUAGCACUAGCUCUGGACCACCUCCACUCUUUAGGCAUUGUCUACAGGGACCUCAAACCAGAGAACAUAUUACUAGACACAGAUGGCCAUAUCAAAUUGACAGACUUUGGGCUCAGUAAGGAGUCAAUAUUCGAUGAGAAGAAAACCUAUUCCUUCUGUGGAACAGUUGAGUAUAUGGCUCCAGAAGUUGUCAACAGGAAAGGUCAUGGUACAGCUGCUGAUUGGUGGUCUUAUGGUGUCCUGAUGUUUGAAAUGCUGACAGGUGCAUUGCCGUUUCAAGGAUCAAAUAGGAAAGAGACAAUGACUCAAAUUUUGAAAGCAAAACUAGGAAUGCCACCAUUUUUAUCCCCUGAAGCACAAUCAUUACUCAGAGCUCUAUUUAAACGGAAUCCACAAAACAGAUUGGGAAUGGGAGCCAAUGGUAUUGAAGACAUAAAAAAACAGCCCUUUUUCUCGACCAUAGACUUUGAUAGACUGAUGACAAGGAAAAUUAACCCACCAUUCAAACCAGCUGUUGUACAGACAGAUGAUGCAUUCUACUUUGAUACAGAAUUUACUUCCAGAACACCUAAAGAUUCCCCAGGAAUUCCUCCAAGUGCAACAGCCCAUGAACUGUUCCGUGGCUUUAGUUUUGUAGCACCUGCAUUACUACAUGACAACUCCGAAAUCCCUCAUCCGUUAGAUAAUGAAGUUAGCCUUAAAAAGUUGCCAGGUGUGAAGUCCAUUCAGUUUUCCGAUGAAUAUGAAAUGAAAGAGGAUAUUGGUAUAGGGUCCUAUUCUGUAUGCAAACGCUGUAUCCACAAGCUGACAGGAGGCAGCUUUGCUGUAAAAAUCAUGGACAAAGAGAAGAGGGACCCCUCCGAAGAGGUGGAAAUUUUGCUCAGAUUUGGCCACCAUCCAAACAUCAUUUCUUUGCGGGAUGUUUUUGAUAACGGGAACAAAGUAUACAUGGUAACAGAACUAAUGCAAGGUGGAGAACUGCUAGAUAAAAUUCUCAGACAACGAUUCUUUUCUGAAAGAGAAGCCAGUGCUGUGUUACAAGUUGUAGCAAAAACUGUGGAAUAUCUACAUUCAAAUGGCGUUGUACAUAGAGACUUAAAACCAUCCAAUAUAUUGUAUGCUGAUGAGAGUGGGUCACCUGACAGUCUUCGGAUAUGUGACUUCGGUUUUGCUAAGCAGCUAAGAGCAGAUAAUGGUCUCCUAAUGACUCCCUGCUAUACAGCUAAUUUUGUUGCACCAGAGGUACUGAAGCGUCAAGGAUAUGAUGCAGCCUGUGAUAUAUGGAGUUUGGGUGUACUGCUGUAUACUAUGCUGGCAGGUCACACACCAUUUGCAAAUGGUCCCAAGGACACACCUAAUGACAUCCUGUCGAGGAUUGGCACUGGUAAAUUUACAUUAUCUGGAGGAAACUGGGAUUCUGUGUCACCAGCAGCAAAGGAUCUUGUACAGAAAAUGCUUCAUGUUGAUCCUCAGAGUCGACUGACAGCCACACAAGUGCUCAACAACUCCUGGAUUGCCCACAGAGAAACACUGCCCCACCUACGACUUACACUUCAGGAUGCUCAAUUAGUUAAGGGAGCGAUGCAUGCCACAUUUGAGGCACUAAAAGAACAGCCAAAGCCUGUGUUAGAACCAGUUGGAGCCUCAAUUCUGGCUCAAAGGAGGGGAAAAAACAGACCAAAAAGUUCCACAGCUGUGUGAUCCUUGUCUGAAUGUUAUUUCAGGACUGCAAUCUCACACUUUUGUCAUGAAUUCAGACCAGUCAAGUUCAUUCUGGAAAGCUUGGCUCUCACUGCAGGACACUUAGACUUUCAUCUGCAUUAUCACUUGUUUGUAUUUUGAUAUCAUUGAAAACAAUAUUUUAAGUUAUGUUUACUUGUGCAGGACACUUCACCAGUUUAAUCGAUGGCAAGUUAUUAUCUUCAAAUGGUGUCUCUGCUAUUUUUGUACAAAGUAAUUUGUCAAACCUCGUCUGUUCUUUAAUCCCCUCAGAUCACCAUUCCCAAGCACUCCCUUUUAAAUCCCCUCUUGCCUGAAAGAUAAUACUUAAUAAUGACAGGUUUGAAGUUAAUUUCUAACCUGAUAGACAAUAUAACAGUAUAGUGGGGAAAAACGUCAGCUGUGAACUUGUUCUCCCAGUGCUAAAUUCUCCCAAAGAUUUAUGAAAACAUAGCUUUAACUUCUAAACUACAAUAUUGAAAUUUUUGGCUCACCUGGCCUGAAGGACCAAGUGUGUUAUUGGCAUACUGUGGUGUCUGUCAUCCGCCUGUCAGCUUUCUACGUAACACCACCUAUCUUGAAUGAUUAAGCUGAUUUUGACCAAAUUUUGUCAGAAACAUCCUUGGGGGAAGUAGCAUAAAUUUUGCAUAAAUGAUGGUUCUCAAUCCCCAGUUGCAUAAGGGAUGAGACUCAAAAGGUUUUGCUCCUCCCGCUGGGCUCAAUAGGGAAAUUGCACAAAUUCUUUAAAAUCCUACUCCUCAUGAAGGAAUAUAUAGAUAAUAUAAAUUUUAUUUUACAACAAUUGCAAAGCAAGUUUAUCCAACUUAUGUUAAUCACUCUUGUUGGCCUGGAAUAAUUGGAAGGAAUAAUUGGAUUUUGUCCAAAUUUGGUCUGAAGAUUUUUUAGGUGAAGGAUAAUCAAUUUUGUAUAAGCAGUGUGUCUCGUCCCCAGGAAUGGAACCCAACAAGGAAAAUAGAGCAAAUUCUUUAAUAAUCCUAUUCCUGUUGUAGGAAUGUUUGGAUUUUGGAUCUGAAACAUUCUUGGUUGAAGGUAAGCAUUUUGUGUAACCUUUGGGUCUCCGCCCCCAAGAGAGGGAGGAGUGGGGCCCAAUAUUGGAAAUAGGGCAAAUUCUUUAGUAUUUUACUCUCCUGUAGAAUUGUUUUGGCCUGAAGUAUAAAUGGUUUGGCUAACCCCUUAAGGACAGAGGGUUGGGGUUCGAUAGGAAAAUAGAUGUUUUGUGUCAUGUGCUUGAAUAUUUAAGAUUCCCUUUCCUUCAGUUAAAUGAAGCAAUUUCAGCCAAGCAAAUUUAGGUGAGUUAUACAGGCCCUAUGGGCCUCUUAUUAGCUUUACUAAAACGCAAAUUAAACAUAUCAAAGUGUUCACAUGUGUAAAUUCUUACCAUCACCAUAAGUAGCUGCAAACUCUUGACCAACAUGGUUAGAAGAUUAAUUUAUUGAUCGUAUGAUAUCACACCUGGAUCUUUGUAUGACCUGUAAGUGAUACUAUGACCUCACAUGUAUGAUAUCACACCUGGAUCUUUGUAUGACCUGUAAGUGAUACUAUGACCUCACAUGUAUGAUAUCACACCUGGAUCUUUGUAUGACCUGUAAGUGAUACUAUGAUCUCACAUGUAUGAUAUCACACCUGGAUCUUUGUAUGACCUCUAAGUGAUACUAUGAUCUCACAUGUAUGAUAUCACACCUGGUUGUUUGUGUGACCUGUAAGUGAUACUAUGAUCUCACAUGUAUGAUAUCAUACCUGGAUGUUUGUGUGACCUGUAAGUGAUACUAUGAUCUCACAUGUAUGAUAUCACACCUGGAUGUUUGUGUGACCUGUAAGUGAUACUAUGACCUCACAUGUAUGAUAUCACACCUGGAUCUUUGUAUGACCUGUAAGUGAUACUAUGACCUCACAAGUGAUAUGGUCAAGUUGAUCUUACAUGGGCAUGCAUGAUAACUCUGUGUAGGAUUGUGGACACUACUGACAGAUAUGAUAUCACUGUGUAGGAUUGUGGACAGACAAAUAUGAUAUUACUGUAUAGGAUUGUGGACAGACAGAUAUGAUAUCACUGUAGGAUUGUGGACAGACAGAUAUGAUAUCACUGUGUAGGAUUGUGGACAGACAGAUAUGAUAUCACUGUGUAGGAUUGUGGACAUACAGAUAUGAUAUCAUUGUGUAGGAUUGUGGACAGACAGAUAUGAUAUCACUGUGUAGGAUUGUGGACACUACUGACAGAUAUGAUAUCACUGUGUAGGAUUGUGGACAGACAGAUAUGAUAUCACUGUAGGAUUGUGGACAGACAGAUAUGAUAUUACUGUGUAGGAUUGUGGACAGACAGAUAUGAUAUCAUUAUGUAGGAUUGUGGACAGACAGAUAUGAUAUCAUUGUGUGGGAUUGUGAACAUUACUGACAGAUAUGAUAUCACUGUAUAGGAUUGUGGACAGACAAAUAUGAUAUCACUGUGUCGGAUUGUGGACAAACAGAUAUGAUAUCAUUGUGUAGGAUUGUGGACAGACAAAUAUGAUAUUACUGUAGGAUUGUGGACAGACAGAUAUGAUAUCAUUGUGUAGGAUUGUGGACAGAGAGUUAUGAUAUCACUGUAGGAUUGUGGACAGACAGAUAUGAUAUCAUUGUGUAGGAUUGUGGACAGAGAGAUAUGAUAUCACUGUAGGAUUGUGGACAGACAGAUAUGAUAUCACUGUGUAGGAUUGUGGACAGACAGAUAUGAUAUCACUGUAUAGGAUUGUGGACAGACAGAUAUGAUAUCAUUGUGUAGGAUUGUGGACACUACUGACAGAUAUGAUAUCACUGUGUAGGAUUGUGGACAGACAGAUAUGAUAUCACUGUAGGAUUGUGGACAGACAGAUAUGAUAUUACUGUGUAGGAUUGUGGACAGACAGAUAUGAUAUCAUUGUGUAGGAUUGUGGACACUACUGACAGAUAUGAUAUCACUGUGUAGGAUUGUGGACAGAGAGAUAUGAUAUCACUGUAGGAUUGUGGACAAACAGAUAUGAUAUCACUGUGUAGGAUUGUGGACACUACUGACAGAUAUGAUAUCGCUGUGUAGGAUUUUCGACACCACUGACAGAUAUAUCGCUGUGUAGGAUUUUCGACACCACUGACAGAUAUGAUAUCACUGUGUAGGAUUUUCGACACCACUGACAGAUAUAUCGCUGUGUAGGAUUUUCGACACCACUGACAGAAUAUCCUCUUUAUUAGUUUUGGAGUUACAUGAACCAAACAACAUAAUAAAACAUCAACAGAUGGUCACUUAUUCAGCAAUCUCUAAAAUGGAAGGUACAUCUUUAUCAAUAUAGAAUGACUUCGAUUUAUAAAGAGGGUUAAUGAUAAAUCCAGGAUCCAGUUAAAUACCUGGUUUCAAAUGAUUCAUGUUUAAUUCUCAAACAAAUGGGAGAAUGAAAGGCUAUCACUAUUAAGUUUUUUUCAAAUGAAGACCUUGAUUGAUAUUCAAAGGUACAGGAUUCAAAUUUGUUAAAAUCUGUUUUUAAGUAUUUCACUUACAACGGACUGCAAUUAGUGUGUGUUACCCUGCAGUUUCUUCAUCGUUCUGUAGUGAAGUCAUAAGUUACCAUAUGCAUUUAAAAUAUUGUUAUUUUCAUAUGAAUACAGCUAGAAAAGUAUUUCAUGAUGGAAAUGAUGAAUAAUUCUGAGAAAAUUGUUAACUCUAGUUAGUGUUUACAUUCAGAUUCCAAUGUUGUGUCCUGCUUAAAGUGCAAAGGCAAAAAAUAGGCUGGAAAAGCUAAUUUUCAACAAUGUUAAAUAAGCACAUGAUUUUGAUGGAAAAUAACAAAUGUCAGAUUAUAAAAAUCCAGAUCUAAGUAAAAAUAUCCAAUUUUUUAUGUGAGACUCUGUCAAUAUUUAAGACAAAUCUCGUGUAAAAUGUCACUUAUUGGUGAUGAGUGAUAUUGGUUUUCCAACAAAAACUCAUCACAAUCUAGGUAAGUUUUGAACUUGGACAAGCAGAGAGUGAAAUAUAUUUUAGAAUGUUAUCUCUUAUGCUGAUGUUUUGUAUCGUAUGUUAUCCUGUAGCAUGGAAAAUGCUCUUUGAUGUGGGGUGAACUACAAAAGUUCUUUUUUUUAAUCAAAUUCUCAUUUAAAAUACCCAUGUACCUCUUAAAAAUCAGUACUCCUCAUCAAUGCCAAUAACACUAAAAAGCUUCAUGCUUCUCACUGGUUGCUAACAGAUAGAUGUAUAAGAUUAUAGUGUACCUGUAACACAGUAGUAUAUAUAAACAUGAAUACUUAAUUGAGUAAUACAUUUUAUAAUUUGUGUACAUACAAUUAAUGGAGUGAGUUUAACGCUAGUUGCGAGGUUGUGUGCAGGAAUGAAUGAUAAAUUUUAUAUUAGGUGUAAAUCUUGAUGCUAUAAACUUAUCUUUGUUCAUCAAUAUAUUUUCCCCCCAUUUUCUACUCAUUUACAAAGGCUUUUUCUUUGGGCAAUUUUUUGUACAUUUAACCAUCUUGAAACUUUAUAGAAGAACCUGUUGUUAAUUGUGACUUAUAUUGUUGACAUGUUAUGAUACACAACUUUGUUGAAGAAAAUUCACAACUGUAUGCAUUCUGUGAAUUUUUGUUUUUUAUUUCAUGAUUGUUGUACCCAACAUUACAUAUUUACUAAUGUUAUUGGCUCUUCUCGUGUACCUGAUAAUUUACCAUUUCGCAGUGAAUUCUGAAUGGGUUGAUAUAUAAAGGAUAGAAGCUCAUUAUCUGCACUCAAACAAGCUGAAAGGCAUUUUGUUUCCGCCAAAAUUAAUAUACUGGUUAUAUUGUUUAUACUCUUUGUUACAAAUUGUAAAAUUAUUAUGAGUUUAGCUCCUCUGGCCUAAAGGUUCAAGUGAGCUAUAGGGAUACUGCAGUGUCCAUUGUCUGUCAAAUUUUGGUGAUCGUCGUUUGUCUUGUGUCAUAAAGAACAUUUUCAACUUCUGGAAAACUCUUGCACCAAUUUCAGUGAGUUUUAAUAAAACCUUCCAUGGAUAAUGGCACAUCAGAAUUGUAAAUUAAAUGGUUCCCAACCCUCAGGGGCCUGAGGGGCGAUGCCAAAUGAGUAAAAUUGAUUGAAUCGUCAAAAAUCUUAGUAUAGUAGAAUCAAAUAAAGGCCUUCAGAUGUUUUACCAAAAGUGUAAAUUUCAUGAUCCCAGGUUCUCACAUUUCCCUCUGGGGAGGGGGUAAAAUUUACUGUAGUUUAUAUAGGGAAAUUACAUUUGUCAGUGUCAUUUCUUUUGAUUCAACCUUGGAUAAAAGCUUUAGCAUGGGACAGUUAAUGUUGUGCACAGUUAACCUUUGCAUAAUGUGUACAUUGUAGUCAUAGUUAUCUUACUUUUUCUAACAAAAUUAUUUCUUUGACAUGUUACAAGAAGCAUUUAAACUCCAGUGACCAUUAAGACCUUUGGGCUUUUUGUUUUACAACUGAGAGGAUGCUGACCAAAUUUGGUCAGAAGCAUCCUUAAGGAAAGUUGACUAUAUUUUUUUAUAAAUGGUGUUUGAAGGUCCUUGCCAAAGGUCCGAAGUGCUAGGCCUAAAAGGGGAAAUAGAGUAAAUUCUUUAAAAUCCUACUACUCUUGUAGGAGUGAUUUGAUUUGGCCAAAUUUGAUCUGAAUCAUGCUUGGUAAAUGGGAAUAUAUUUUGUUUAAACAGUGGGUAUCAGCCCCUUGGGACAUGACGGGCAGGGCCUAAUAGAGAAAGAGCAAAUUCUUUAAAAUCCUAUUCUUCUUGUAGGUAUGAUGGCAUUUUAACCAAAUGUGGUAUGUAGCAUUUUUAAGUGAAGGGGAAUCAAUUCUUGUAAAAAUGGUGGGUUUUAGCCCCCUAGGGUAGAAGUGAAGGGACUAAAUUUUGGAAAUGUGUUAUAUCUUUGAAACAAUUUAGAUCCUCAUCCCACCAUCAUAUUGAGAAUUGCUUGGCAUCAAGAGAUUAACACAUGCAUCAUGUAUAAAUUGUACCUUGGGUGUGGCACACCUCAGUGGACAUCAUUUCUAGGUAAUUUUUUUUUUUCUACAUAGUUAAGGUACCAACUCAAUAGCCUCAUAAACUUUUGCUGGGUUUCAAAGGAGAAAAACAGACAUGAUAUAAGAUUUUACCUAUUGGUCUUGCCCCAUUAAAGAAUUUGGAAAUAUUUGAAAUACCCAACCUAUAGGCAUAUAUACCAUUGCUGGACUAUUGCUUGGAUCUAGGUGAGCAAUACAGGUCCUUUUGUCCUCUUGUUAUGUAGUGUCCUAUCUUCAUCUCACAUGACCUGACUGUUUGUGUCCCAAUCUACAUAUCACAUGACACUGACUGUAUCCCCUUCUACACCUCGUUUGACUGUUUGUGUCCCCAUCUACAUCUUGUAUGACUGUGUCCCCGUCUACAUAUCACAUGACCCUGACUGUUUUGUGUAACAUUCUACAUCUCACAUGAUGACUCUGACUGUGUGUGUCCCAUUCUACAUCUCACAUGACCCUGACUGUUUUGUGUCCCAUUCUACAUCUCAAAUGACCCUGACUGUUUGUGUCCCAUUCUACAUCUCACAUGACCCUGACUGUUUGUGUCCCAUUCUACAUCUCACAUGACCCUGUUUAUUUGUGUCCCAUUCUACAUCUCACAUGACCCUGACUGUUUGUGUCCCAUUCUACAUCUCACAUGACCCUGUUUAUUUGUGUCCCAUUCUACAUCUCACAUGACCCUGACUGUUUGUGUCCCAUUCUACAUCUCACAUUACCCUGUUUGUUUGUGUCCCCUUCUGCUCACUAUUAUGAGCUUGUCAUGGUUUUUUUUAAUAUGACAGUGAAGUAAUCUUCAUCUUAUGUUUAAAUUGAUCAAAGUGGUUGGUUUUUGCUUUAAAAUGUUAAAUGUUUUUUAUAUAAAGUAAGUAUUCAUAACAGUUAAGUGUAUGUCUGUACACUUGUACCAGUGGAACUUGGUAUAAACAUGUACACUUGUACCAGUGAAACUUGGUAUAAACAUGUACACUUGUACCAGUGAAACUUGGUAUAAACAUGUACACUUGUACCAGUGAAACUUGGUAUAAACAUGUACAGUUGUACCAGUGAAACUUGGUAUAAACAUGUACACUUGUACCAGUGAAACUUGGUAUAAACAUGUACACUUGUACCAGUGAAACUUGGUAUAAACAUGUACACCUGUACCAGUGAAACUUGGUAUAAACAUGUACACCUGUACCAGUGAAACUUGGUAUAAACAUGUACAGUUGUACCAGUGAAACUUGGUAUAAACAUGUACAGUUGUACCAGUGAAAUUUGGUAUAAACAUGUACACUUGUACCAGUGGAACUGGGUAUAAACAUGUACACUUGUACCAGUGGAACUGGGUAUAAACAUGUACAGUUGUACCAGUGGAACUGGGUAUAAACAUGUACAGUUGUACCAGUGGAACUGGGUAUAAAUUGCGAAGCCCUGUGAAACUCGGCUUACAAUGUAUAUUUAAGUUGAUUUCUAUCCUAUAUUCAUGAGCCUCUUUCUGAAAUUAAAAUAACAAAAGUAGAUCAUGCAUUUUUCUUAUAAAUUUGUUAUCCUUAUAAUAUACAACUAGGACUUCCACACAGUAUUGUAUGACUACGGAGGUAGUUUAUGAUUUUUGUUGUGUCUAUAUAGUGGUUGUACUAGAUUUAUCAAGUCUGGCAAGAUUUGUUUAAAGGAUCAUGGCUGUUAAGUGGUUUAUCAACACCUGGCAUUGCAUUCAUUUGUUAUCCAACAGUCACCCCAUAACUUUAUUACAGUGACUUCUUUGUCAACAAUGCUAACAUAUCUUUCUGCUCAGGUGAUGUAGUAAUCAUACAAACAGCCUUCAUCAGAUUGAUAGAGAAAUGUUUUGGAGGAGAGAUAUGUAUCCUAGAUAUAUUACACCAGAAAUUUGUUUACAAAGCUGUCUAGUAAACACAUCAAAUAAGAUAUUGUCAACUUUUCAAGAAUGUCAACUUUUUCAACAUUACGUAUCUUUACAGUUGUACAUAUAUGCAAGUACUAGGAAAGCUUUAACAUCUUUUCAAUAAUAAGUGUCAGUGUAGUCCACAUAAUUGUAUUGUUAUAUUUUUUCUUAUUUAAUCAAAACUGAUACAAAUAUCAUCAGUGUUAAUGAAUAUUGUAAUACCAUUGAUGACCCUAUGGACAUUUAUAUAUACUUCAUGAAAGAUAACUUUGUAGUGCUCAUAUUUUUCUAUAAAAAAUAAACAAUUAUUAAAAA